AUGUCGUCGCCGGCAUUGCUCCUGCUGGCCGUGCUGGCUAUGGCGGCCCGGCUGGCGGCGAGCCUCAUCGGCCAUCCAGGCUGCCAGACGAGAUGCGGCGACGUGGACAUCCCCUACCCGUUCGGCAUCGCCGGCACCGGCGCCUGGGGCGUGAACUGCUCCCUCCCGGGCUUCGAGAUCAUCAGGUGCGUCGUCAGGAGCGGCGCCGGUAGCCUCGCCGUCGUGGAGCCCGUCCUGGCGGACACCAACAUCACCGUGCUGAGCCUUUCCGUGAUGCCGCGGCCGGAGGCCCGGGUGCUGCUGCCCGUGGCGUGGCAGUGCUUCAACUCCUCCGGCGGCAUCACCAACUACUCCGACGCCACGGUGAGGUUCAACCCGGCCGGCGUGUACCGCAUCUCCGACACCCACAAUGAGCUCUUCGUCCUCGGCUGCAACACCCUGGCGUACACCAACAACGGGCCGCCCGGCCGCCUCCCCUACUCCUACACCGGUCGCAUGACCUUCUGCAACGACUCCCAGAGCGCGCAGGACGGCAAGUGCGCCGGCGUCGGCUGCUGCCACGUCGACAUCCCGCCGGGGCUCACCGACAACUUGAUGCAGUUCGGGGACCCUAAUUCCUGGUCGCACGACGACCAGGAUUUCAGUCCCUGCGACUAUGGCUUCAUCGUAGAGAAGGGGAACUACUCGUUCCGGGCGUCUGACCUGACGACCAUGCCGCGGAGCAAGAGGAUGCCGCUGCGGCUCGACUGGGCCAUUCGCAACGGCAGCAGCUCCGCGUCCGUGUCGUGCGCUGCCGCCAAGAACAAGCCCCAUUACGCUUGCCUGAGCGAUCACAGUGAGUGCGUCAACUCCACCAAUGGCCCGGGGUAUUUCUGUAACUGCACACAGGGAUACGAGGGCAACCCCUACAUCGUCAACGGAUGCACAACUUCUUAUGGUAUUGAUGGCACUGAGAUUUGGAUUAAAUUCUAA
Panicum virgatum (switchgrass) is the source of this 972-nucleotide messenger RNA. Its product is annotated as wall-associated receptor kinase 2-like. The transcript has 2 exons. Lineage: Eukaryota; Viridiplantae; Streptophyta; Magnoliopsida; Poales; Poaceae. The record is from RefSeq and is a predicted model, not a curated record. The coding region runs from base 1 to 972 and encodes 323 amino acids.